AUGGCCGAAACUAGCAGUGCCCCUACUGCAAAAUACCAGAGAGUCGAUUCGCAACCUGAAAACCCCUUUGCCCAGUUGAUCGAAGAUCAAUCCAUUGCGGUCGUUCCUUCAUUCAAACUUGAGUCUGGUGUCACCCUUCACAAUGUCCCGGUUGCAUACACCACGCGAGGAACACUCGCUCCCAGUGGCGAUAAUGUGCUGGUGAUCUGUCACGCUCUUAGUGGCAGUGCCGAUGUCGCCGACUGGUGGGGCCCUCUUCUUGGUGGUCCUGGCCAAGCUUUUGAUGUUUCUCGGUUCUUCGUCAUCUGCCUGAACAGUCUGGGCAGUCCGUACGGAAGUGCAAGUGCUGUGACCUACAAGGAUGGUAAGCCUGAAAAUGGCUAUUAUGGACCUGAGUUCCCCUUAACGACUGUCCGUGAUGAUGUCAACAUUCACAAGCUCAUCCUGGACGAUCUUGGUGUCAAGCAGAUUGCCGCAGUUGUCGGUGGAUCCAUGGGUGGAAUGCUCACCUUGGAAUACGCCUUUUUCGGCAAAGACUAUGUGCGAGCUAUUGUGCCCAUCGCGACUUCAGCACGCCAUUCCGCAUGGUGUAUCAGUUGGGGCGAGGCACAACGGCAGAGCAUCUACAGCGACCCGAAGUAUGACGAUGGCUACUAUGCAUUUAACGACCCGCCAUCGACCGGCCUCGCCGAAACUCAUUCGAGUCCCGAUUCGGUCGCAACGUACCAGAUCCAACCAAGCCGCGAAACAUCAACGGCACCGAGAAGCUCCCCACUCCCCCCGAACGAGCACUGGGCCAUCCACAACGACGGGCACCGUGGCGGAACAACUUCUCGCUCGGAGAGCAGACAAGGCUCACCGGCUCCUGUGAACGAGGCUGACGUCCAGUUCAUGGACCCGCAAUUCUCUGGCACCAAAACAUUUGCCCCAGAAGUCGACACAAAGCCCAAGUUGACUGCAUCCGGUCGUCCUCGUCCACCGACCUACUUCUCUGCACAGUCGUAUCUCCGUUACCAGGGCGAGAAAUUUGUCAAACGAUUUGAUGCCAACUGCUAUAUUGCCAUGACACGCAAACUCGAUACGCACGACGUGUCCCGCCGCCGCGGCACUCCUAGCGCCGAGACCGAGGAUACUGUGCUCGAGGCCCUCGGACGCGUCCAGCAGCCGGCUCUAGUCCUGGGCAUCGAGUCCGAUGGUCUUUUCACAUUCGCUGAGCAACAAGAGGUUGCAGCCGGCAUCCCCGACUCUCGCCUUAAGCGCAUUGAUAGCCCUGAAGGCCACGACGCAUUCUUGCUCCAAUUUGAGCAAGUCAACCGCCACAUUGUGGAGUUCUUCCACGAAGUCCUGCCCGAUAUCAUGGCCAAGUCAAGCGCCGAUGGUGCCGCUGCUGUGGCCAGUGUCACUAAGCUGACAAAGAGCAGCACCUUCGGCGAGGCCGAGGUAGAGGAUAUCACCGCUUGGUAA
Molecule: messenger RNA, 1464 nt
Organism: Penicillium coprophilum
Lineage: Eukaryota; Fungi; Ascomycota; Eurotiomycetes; Eurotiales; Aspergillaceae
Gene: met2
Product: homoserine O-acetyltransferase
Exons: 3
Coding region: 1-1464 (487 amino acids)
Biological process (GO): L-homoserine metabolic process
Molecular function (GO): homoserine O-acetyltransferase activity
Source: RefSeq, a predicted model, not a curated record